CCAGUCAGACCUGUUCAGCUUGGCUCUCAGCGGAAACCUUAAGUCCUGUGCUGGAUGAAUGGAGAAGAAAACAACAGACUGUUCUGCUUUUGUGCCUUUUGACAGCUACAUUUGACAGAAUUUUUCUGUAGAUCUUGAUCAGGAGAAGGGAAACAAUCUUUUUUUUUUAAAACUGAGCUUUGUUUUAUUUUUUAUAAGUGGUCAAAUGUUAUUUGUUUUUUGGGUGGAUUUCAAGGGUAAAGGAAAAUAAGGAGGAGGGAGGUAGGGAAAGUGAGCAGAGUUUCGGCUAAUUAGAAGUCAGGUCUGUUGGCAGACGUUGACCCGAGCUGGCGGUUUGACCGGCCAAAGGUCCUGCUCUGAUUUUCCUGCUGUGGGGGGGAGCAGGGGGUGUGCCAGGACAUUCCGCGUGUCACUUUCUGUACAGCCAGCCUACUUCUCUUAUUUUGUAAUUUCCUUUUAGGAAAAAAAAGUAAGAGGACUAGAAGGAAGUGCUAUUGCUCACAUGCUCCUUUUUCAUUCAGUCCCUUCAAGGAAGAAGGAUUGUGUGUGUCUAUCUAGCACUGAACCUGUGUAGUUUUUGAAUUAUUUUUAUCAGGUAACUUUGAUUGUCUUUGUUUCAAAAUGGACUGUCUAAAAAUGCAGGAAGCAGCAGAGUACAACAUGAAAAUGCAUCCCAUGUGGCAGGGACCCCUUGCGGUACCAGGAGGUGAUCGUCAGUCUCCCAUCGACAUCGUUGUGCGAAAGAGCGUCUUCGAUUCAGAGCUGAAGCCUCUGGUCACCGAUUACGACCCGCAGACCUGCCAACAAAUCUGGAACAACGGUUACUCCUUUCUGGUCGAGUACGAUGACACUACAGACAAGUCCACGCUGAAAGGGGGCCCCCUGCAAGACAAUUUCAGGUUGUGCCAGUUUCACUUCCACUGGGGUGAGAGCAAUGCCUGGGGGUCAGAGCACACCGUGGACAGGAGGCUGUUCCCUGCAGAGCUCCACUUGGUCCACUGGAACUCUGACAAGUACAGUUUGUUCGAGGAGGCAGUGAUGGAGGACAAUGGACUGGCUGUUAUUGGAGUCUUUCUUAAGGUGGGAAAGAGACACGAGGGGCUGCAGAAACUUGUAGAUGCUCUGCCUGCUAUCAGACACAAGGGCAGUGUAGUGGAGUUUACCAGGUUCGACCCUGCCUGUCUGUUACCCACUAACACUGAUGACUACUGGACGUACCACGGCUCUCUGACAACACCCCCUCUGACAGAGGCCGUCUCCUGGAUCAUCAUGAAGCAGCACAUAGAAGUCAGCCAUGACCAGCUGGCGGUCUUUCGGAGCCUUCUUUUCACCUCAGCCGAGGAGGAUGUACAGAAGAGCAUGGUGAACAACUUUCGUGUGCAGCAGCCUCUCUGCGGCCGCACCAUCCGCUCUUCGUUCACUCCCUUCCUGCAGGAGGCGCCGUCAGCUGAAGGCGACAAGCACACCCACUGACGCAGCUGGACCCAGUACACACAUCCUCUCACACAGUAACACACACCAUGACCACAGUAACACCGUUACUGGUACACGCAGUGACCGUACCAAAUCUACCUUUACUCUGUGAUCAACUGUCCGGACUCUUCUUUUUCUUCAGUUUUAAUCAACAUUUGAAGCAGAAAACAAAUUUAAGUAUGACACACAUUUUAUAUAGAGGGUGUAGGUAUACUUCUCUUUCUGGGUAGAGAUUUUUAUUUUCUUUAGAUUUUUCAGAUUUUGGUCUGACUGUUGCAGAUCAAUAACCAAUAAGGGAUGGUUGCUGUGGGCAAAAUAUGUAGUUUUACUAAUUUUAUUAACAUGAAUCGUAUUUAUUAUACGUUUACCGUUCAUUCGGUUACUGAACAUGUGUGCUGUUCUCUACACUGAGCCGCAUGUAAAAACUCAACAGCACUGUGUGUUGGCCGCCGUCAGUACUACAGCAGCGCCUGCUCUGACUUUUAUCCAUAUAAGAAGGCUGGAGCUGCUGCUAGUUCACAGCAGGAGAUUUUAACAGACUGGAGUUAUCACCUAGGGAGUGUGUCUCUCAAGUAGAAUAAAUAAUAUAUCUAAUAUCAUCAAGGGUUUUGUCAUUAAAAAAAAUCCUGUAUGGUGGGUUUUUGGGUUUAUUAUUGAUUUUGUCAUCUAUACAUUAAUAAUGAAUAGAAUGUAUGUUAUCUUAAUCUGUUACAAAGAGAGUAUACUGUAUACAGUACAUCUGACAUUCAGAAACCUUUUUUACAGUAUGUGACACUCAAACACCCAACACAUACAGUAGAGUUUUAAAGGAACUUUAAUGAGCCUUGGUUCUUCUAAGCAGAACUAUUGAAUACGUUACAAACAUGCCAGGUUACUGUAGCACAUACAUGCAUUUAAGAGUAUUCUGAUUGAAAUAAGCAGUUCUCUUCCCUAUUUUUACAUAUUUUUUUGAAACCGUAGUUUCAAGUACCACAGUGCCUUAAAUAUUCUCUGUGUGAAUCACUGCUAUUGGCAGAGUUUCCCCAACACAUCUUUAAGCAUGAAAAGUAUCUCAGUUCCACAGUUGUUCCAUUAAGCUAUGGUUCAAGAACAGUGGUUAGUGGUUGCUCACAGUAACCGUCAAGGCUCAGGUGACAUUUACUAUAUUCCUCACCUCAUUUAUCUUUUUUGUUCAGCAGAACUUUCACAACAUACCGCUGUACUUCAGCCAGUGAGUUCAGGAACAUAGUAGAGUUGUGUAAACCUGGAAAUGACUCUCAGGUCAACUGAUUGAAUCAAGUCUAUAUCUGGAGGCUGUCUUUAUUAGUCUGUCUUGUUUAGUUAGUUUUCUGUUGUCUCACAUUUUGCCUUUAAAAAAGUUUUGUGGCUGAAGACUAAGAUUAAUCAAACAGGAUUGGACAAAUCAGAUUUGACUGUUUUGGGUUGGGAAAGGGCUUUAAAGAGUUACAAAUAUUGUUGAAUUAAUGUAGAAUCGCUGAACUGGUCUAAACUAUUUUACUGGUAUAAACUACUUUAAUUUUUAUUUUAAAAUAAAGUCUACAAGGAAGACAAGGAUACUGCCAUGAAUAGCUGUGGUAGAUGCAUAUAAUAUUGUAGAGAAGACUUUCUAAGGGAGCUGGAUAGACAGGUGAGACAGUGGAACUGAUUACAGCAGCUUCUUGUAUCACCUCGCCUGUAUAGCAGUGCCUAACAUAUGUUUAUAUUGGCUUUCAUUGUAGAGAGCUGAAGUCAUGACGUCACACUAGCUUCUGUAACUCAAUGCAAUCUCAUUCAGGAUUUCUUUCAGUGGUCUUUCUGAAAAAAGGAAGCAUGUUCCUGGGGUUUACGUUCCAUAUUGUAAGACAAAAUGGAAUCCACUACAGCAGUUGCUAUAAAAAAAACCCAAACAACUAAAAACCUUUUGUGAUUUUAACAAAGUUAAACAACGAUUACAUGUCUGAGCUAGCCUCGACCCAACGUUUAGCCUGCAAAGACCUAGGGCUUAUGGGAAACUGUGUUUGUUAAAGGCCGCUAAAAACAGAUAUUAUAUAAAUGAUAUUAAGUUGUGUUUUUGUUUUUUUUAAACUGCUGUCCUUAUCUAAAAAUAUGAAGCGAGCCACACAACCUACUAUUGAGAGAGGCUCUGUUCCAAGGCUGGAUUUUAAGUUAUUAGUGUAGUUACAAACGGCAAUGGGAUUUUGAAUGAGGUUGUCUUACUUCUGGAACAGAACCUGGAAGAUUCGGUUUCAUUUCGGCUCUCUAUUUGAGCUACUUAAGGUACACUUGAUGUACCUUAUCCAGAGCUUUAAAAGCUUUACACUGAGUUAAAUCAAGCACUUCUGUGUGUUUUUAACUUAAUCCAACAACGCUGCAGGCACAGUGCAGAUGAGGAUUUUGUAAGAGUGAGCUAACGCAACCUUGCAUAAUCUAAAGAAGCCUAGCAGUCUGCCUGCUUCGGCUCAUGUCCAACAGAUGUGAUGUGCUGGGUGAAUCUUACUAUACAGCACUAUUAGAGUAAGAGAGGUUUGAGGAAAAGACAGGGAAGAGACAGGAUGGGAGAUAGAAAGUUAGAAGGGGAAUGAAAGUUCUCGUUCAGACACACAACAUCAAAAGAUCUGUUGAGUUUCUUAGACAUGUCUCAUUUCACAGCUUUUACAUUAGGACAAGAAACUAUAAUUGCCCUGCAAACCAGAAAACCACAUCAAACAUAGUCUAUCUGGCUACUUCUAACAUUACCCAUAUGUGAAAGUUUCCUCCAUUGAUGUUGAGGCAGGGGUGAGAGGUCAUGGCUGUCUAUAUAAUGCCUGAGUAACAAUGCAACUGUCCAAACUGGCCCUCCUCCUCUUUUGAAGUAGCUGUUCCUCCCCUCCUGCACAGGCACUCACAUCAGGCAUACACAGCCUGCUCCAUCUCCCCAGUAGGUCCUCCAUUGGCUCCCCAGCAUGAAGCCACGCACUAAAUAGACUAAUUGGAAAUGUGUUGUAAAGAUUUGACGUUAUGUGAUGUGCCCUGAGUGAUGUUAAUUCGCCGUGAAGGCUGCUGAUUUGCAAGAUAAAUGCUGAAGAGGCAGCAGGGGGUAGAUGGCAGGUUUGAGAAGGUUGUUUUUGUUUUUGUUUUUUUUUAAAGCAGAAAAUAUUUAGAGUGUACUUGGUGUGGAGUUUUGAUAUGCAUCAGUAUCACACUUGGGAAUGUUGCAUGGUUGGGUUUUUGUCUUUACAAAUGAUGCAAUACAGAAUCUGUGUUCAAUGUAUUAUACUAACAUGGAGACAAGGGACCCAGUACUACCUUCAUCUUGUACAGCUGUCUUUUAUUCAUGUAUCUAAAUUAUGCACCGCAGUCUGCCUUCAUGUUUCAUGGCAUUUUACUCAUGUUAAGUUUUUAUUUUUUAUUUUUUUUAUGCCUUUUUAAAAAAACAAAACUUUUAAUGCAAUGAAUACAAAUGUUCAGUCUGUGGAAAAUAUGUCUAAAUGGCCUUUUCUGUCCAAGCUGGAGUCAGUGACUUUGUUCAUAAAUGGUUUAAAAUUAGAUAUUUUCUGCAUCCCCGUUAAGUCUUUGGGAGUUUAAAAUCUCCCUGUUCGUUCAUCUUCUCCUGACUUGUAUCACUGUCUGCCUUUCUAAGCAUACAAUUAUUACAGAGUGCUGUCGUCAUGCUGUAUAUUGUCAUGAUGUUUUACACUCUUGGUACAGCUUUCCUUGCCUCCUGUAGCUCAGUGUGAUGUUUUAGCAGGUGUAUCUUGUGUAUACUGUACAUUGUAUGCAGUACAUAUUUUAGCUGUUUAUUUUUCCAGUGAGCAGCCGACAUUCCUGCCCUGCGGGGCUUCACUAGGCCCAUCUCCCCUCCCAGUAUGCUUUGCUCCACCUGGAUGGCCCCUUAUAAGCCCCUGUCCAGCUGUGCAACCAGGAAGUGUUUUGCUCCUUGGAGGGGGGGGGUUGAAAACCACCCAACGGUGUCACAUGAUACAGAUGUAAAGAUGAUUUUAAAGAAACUGACAUGUUAAUAGAUGAUGUAUAACAAUAAAUUAAUGUGUGAUUUAAAAAAAAAAAA
This is a messenger RNA of Siniperca chuatsi (mandarin fish), 5497 nucleotides long. RefSeq names its product carbonic anhydrase Va (gene ca5a). Lineage: Eukaryota; Metazoa; Chordata; Actinopteri; Centrarchiformes; Sinipercidae. The transcript has 7 exons. Gene Ontology annotation, molecular function: zinc ion binding; carbonate dehydratase activity. Gene Ontology annotation, cellular component: cytoplasm; mitochondrion. Bases 622 to 1473 code for a protein of 283 amino acids. The record is from RefSeq and is a predicted model, not a curated record.